CUCACUUCAGUUCAUGGUAAAUCCGCGUCCGCUCCGGCUCCAUGGAGGUCUACUUUCGGCGUUGUUCCGCCGCCGCGUGACUCUGCUUCGCGGAGGGAGGACACACGCAGGACCCCUUGCCAUGUAUUUGUCACCUCAAGAAAAUUGAAGUUGGCUGUGUCUCGGUAUCUCGUCUGUGUCUCCCAUGAUAAGCACUUAUCAAGUCGCAGUUCACCCUGCGUGAAGGAGAGGCUCCUCCGCUGAAUUUUCACCGUUGUUUUGUAAUUCUUUGACGGCUGGGAACACAAGGAGGAGGAUAACUGCCGCGGCCGAUUGGCAGGUGCCAUCGCCCGGCUCUGCGUGAGGAGAUGCCGCCCGUCCAGAGAACCAUGUCGGACCUUCGUUCUCGAGUGGAAGGAUAUGAAAAGACAGAGGACACUUCAGAGAAGACAUCUUUGGCUGACCAAGAAGAUGCCCGACUGAUGUACCUCAACCAGCCACAGUUCACCAAGUUUUGCAGCAAUCGAGUCAGCACGGCCAAAUAUAACGUCCUCACCUUCCUUCCUCGGUUCCUGUACUCACAGUUCCGCAGAGCAGCCAACGCCUUCUUUCUCUUUAUUGCACUCUUGCAGCAAAUCCCAGAUGUGUCUCCCACUGGACGCUGGACCACACUGGUGCCUCUGAUUUUCAUCUUAGUUGUUGCUGCUGUCAAGGAGAUAAUUGAAGAUCUGAAACGUCACAAAGCCGAUAGUGUUGUCAACAAAAAAGAAUGUCAAGUGCUGAGGAAUGGAGCCUGGGAGAUCGUGCAUUGGGAGAAGGUUGAAGUGGGCGAUAUUAUUAAAGUAAAUGGCAGUGAUUUCGUUCCUGCGGAUGCUGUCAUUUUGUCAUCCAGUGAACCGCAGGGCAUGUGCUACAUCGAGACAUCCAAUUUGGACGGAGAAACAAACCUUAAAAUCCGACAGGGUCUCCAAGCGACCGCUGAGUUAAAGGACAUCGACAGCCUGAUGCGCCUCUCUGGGCGGAUGGAGUGUGAAAGCCCGAACCUCCAUCUGUACGAGUUUGUUGGAAACAUCCGCCUGCAUGGGCACAGCGCAGUUCCUCUGGGUCCAGACCAGAUCUUACUGAGAGGAGCUCAGCUCAGGAACACACAGUGGAUUCAUGGUGUGGUGGUCUACACAGGACAUGACACAAAGCUUAUGCAGAAUUCCACACGGCCGCCUUUGAAGCUGUCCAACGUGGAACGAAUCACCAACUUUCAAAUCCUGGUGCUUUUCGGCUGCCUGCUGGCCAUCUCUCUGGUCUGCUCCUUUGGUCAGACCAUUUGGAAGUACCAGUACGGCAAUGAUGCCUGGUACAUGGACCUCAACUCUCCAGAUGGCGGGGCGGCCAACUUCGGCCUCAACUUCCUCACCUUCAUCAUCCUGUUCAAUAACCUGAUACCCAUCAGUCUGCUGGUGACGUUGGAAGUGAUCAAAUUCAUCCAAGCAUUUUUCAUCAACUGGGACACAGAUAUGCUGUAUGAACCCACAAACACGCCUGCUAUGGCCCGCACCUCCAACCUGAAUGAAGAAUUAGGCCAAGUUAAGUACAUUUUCUCUGACAAGACGGGAACACUGACCUGCAACGUGAUGCAGUUUAAGAAAUGCACCGUCGCUGGUGUGGCCUAUGGCCACGCCCCUGAGGGUGAGGAGGGUAGUUUUGCAGAGGAUGAUUGCCAUAGCUCGCAGUCGUCAGAAGAGGCUGGAUUUAAUGACCCAAGCUUACUGGAAAACCUCCAAAGUAAUCAUCCUACAGCUGCUGUUAUCCUGGACUUCAUGAGCAUGAUGGCCAUCUGCCACACCGCAGUACCUGAGCGCAUCGAUGGAAAAAUCCUUUACCAAGCAGCAUCUCCAGAUGAAGGAGCUCUGGUGAGAGCGGCACAAAACCUGGGUUUUGUGUUUUCUGGAAGAACACCAGACAGCGUCAUCGUGGAGAUGCUCGGAUCAGAAGAAAAGUACGAACUGCUUCAUGUACUGGAGUUUACAAGUUCAAGGAAAAGGAUGUCGGUCAUCAUCCGCACACCAUCUGGGAAGAUCCGCCUCUACUGCAAAGGAGCUGACUCUGUGAUCUAUGACCGUCUGGCCGACAGCUCAAGGUACAAAGAGAUCACAUUAAAGCACCUGGAGCAGUUUGCCACUGAAGGGCUGCGUACGCUGUGCUUCGCCGUGGCAGACAUCAGCGAGUCGUCCUAUCAGCACUGGCAGGAGCUCCACCUCAGAGCCUGCACUUCCCUGCAGAACAGAGCCCUCAAACUGGAGGAGAGCUAUGAGCUGAUCGAAAAGAACCUGCAGCUUCUGGGGGCCACAGCGAUCGAGGACAAGCUUCAAGAUAAGGUUCCUGAGACCAUUGAGACUCUCAUGAAAGCAGACAUUAAAAUCUGGAUUCUCACCGGUGAUAAACAAGAAACAGCCAUCAAUAUUGGUCACUCCUGCAAACUCCUGACAAAGAACAUGGGCAUGCUUGUGAUUAAUGAAGACAGUCUGGAUGUAACAAGGGAAACGCUGAGCUACCACUGUGGAAUGCUGGGAGAUGCUCUCUACAAGGACAAUGAUUUUGCUCUCAUAAUUGAUGGGAAAACUCUUAAAUAUGCUCUUACCUUCGGAGUGCGCCAGUACUUCCUGGAUCUGGCCUUGUCCUGUAAAGCUGUGAUAUGCUGCAGAGUCUCUCCUCUCCAGAAAUCAGAGGUGGUUGAGAUGGUAAAGAAGCAGGUGAAGGUGAUCACGCUCGCCAUCGGUGAUGGUGCCAACGAUGUGGGAAUGAUCCAAACGGCUCAUGUCGGUGUGGGAAUCUCUGGGAACGAAGGUCUGCAGGCCGCAAACUCCUCUGACUACUCCAUUGCACAGUUCAAAUACUUGAAGAAUCUGCUGCUUGUCCAUGGAGCCUGGAAUUACAACCGCGUGGCCAAGUGCAUCCUGUACUGCUUCUACAAGAACAUUGUUCUCUACAUUAUUGAGAUCUGGUUUGCGUUUGUCAACGGUUUCUCUGGUCAGAUUCUGUUUGAACGCUGGUGCAUUGGCUUGUACAAUGUGAUCUUCACUGCUCUGCCUCCUCUAACUUUGGGAAUAUUUGAGCGCUCAUGCCGAAAAGAGAACAUGCUAAAGUACCCGGAACUCUACAAAACCUCCCAGAAUGCAAUGGGUUUUAACACCAAGGUCUUCUGGGCCCAUUGUCUGAACGGCCUCUUCCACUCCGUCAUCCUCUUCUGGUUCCCCCUUCAAGCCUUCCGGCAUGAUACAGUGUUUGGCAACGGAAGAACCCCAGAUUAUCUGCUCUUAGGCAACAUGGUUUACACUUUUGUUGUCAUCACAGUCUGUCUCAAAGCCGGCCUUGAAACCUCAUCCUGGACUAUGUUCAGUCACAUCGCCAUCUGGGGAAGCAUCGGCCUGUGGGUGGUGUUCUUCAUAGUCUACUCCGCCCUAUGGCCUCUCAUCCCUCUGGCACCUGACAUGUCAGGAGAGGCCGUGAUGAUGUUCAGCUCGGGGGUCUUCUGGAUGGGCCUGGUUUUCAUCCCCAUCACCUCGCUCGUCUUUGACGUGGCCUACAAAGCUGUAAAGAAGGCCUUUUUUAAGACCCUGGUGGAUGAGGUGCAGGAGCUUGAGGCUUUAUCUAAAGAUCCCGGAGAAGUGGUGCAUGGAAAAAGCUUGACGGAGAGGGCCCAGCUCCUGAAGAACGUCUUCAAGAAGAGCACAGUCAGCCUGUACCGCUCUGACUCCAUGCAGCACAACCUCCUACACGGCUACGCCUUCUCUCAGGAUGAAAACGGGGUGGUCUCUCAGUCCGAAGUCAUCAGAGCGUACGACACCACAAAGCAGAGGACCAACACCUGGUGAGCUGCCGGCUUCCCGGCCGCUCCCUUCGGAGCCACAGCUGCCAUUUCCAUGGGGGCGACGCCAUUGGAGGCGCUGGUGAGCGGACGCACCUCCAGCACUGAGGGACACAGGAUGGAGCGAGAAAAGUGACAUUGAGAAGAAAAAAAAACAAACAUGGAGGAAAACUGAGCAUGUUCACUCUCAGCCGUCGUCGUGUGUCCAGCAGAUUUGAUGAGCACUGUGCAGUCUUAACAGUCUAAGUCUAAAGUUUUUUCGCUCGCUGUCCUCGCUCAGUUCCACACUGCGAAUGUCUCCUUCCCAUUGAUUCAAGGAACACCAACCUUCAGCACUGAGCCGCAAAGCCUGAAAGCACUCCUUUCACCUGAACACUCCCAAAUUUAAACACCUGAGAACAGGCAGAGAGAUUGCCAAAGAGCAGUUGUACUAACAAUCAGUGAAGUACUAGUGAAUUUGGAAAACAUCCAACCAAAUGCAGUAGUUUAUUGCAGACGUGAAAAACACUGAAGAGCAAAUGUUUGUAAUAUUUCCAUGUUUGCACUUGAAGAAGCAGCAUCUCUUUCGUGAAGCCUUAGAUUUGCUCAAGCCUUCGUCCUUUAAAACAAAAGAUUUCUUUGACUUUUUCAUUCCUUCUUCAGUUGUAUAUAUCUUUCCUGUUUUUAUCUGUUUUUAAGACCCCCCCCCCCCAUCCACACACACUGCCUGGUAGCCCUGCUUGCUCUGUUUUGCCCCUCUUAAGUACAGCUCUCCACUUAGAAUUGCAUUCCACACAUCGCUUCUGUUUCAACGAUCACAGCGGUGCCUAUGUGAAACUGAAGAAACAGGAAGUAGUUUAGUGCUUUACGCAGACACACUCCCGCACACGCCUAAAGAUGAAGUCACUGUCCGUCCGUCCCCAACCCACACUGGAACAGUGUUCAAAACCCAGAGUUGAGGCUCCUUCCCUUCGUAUGGAGACUUUGUCACUCUAACAUAAGUGCCAUUAGCUUAACGGAGGGAGAGAAGUCUUAGCUAGGAAGCUCCAGAACAGUUUGACAAACUACUUUGUGUCUAAAGUUAUUUUGUGGAUUUGUAUUUUUAUAUCGGAGACGUCUGACUUUUGCAUCGACCGGCUUUGUAACGAACCGUCUGUCCAUUUUAGUUUCCUUCCUCGGAUCCAGGUGCAGGAGGGAGCUGACCUGGCGAAGAAGCAGCGUUCUUAAACGUCUAGUUAUUCUUAAUAUUCCUAAUGUUACGGCUUGUUUUAUUUCUAAACGACUGUCCGUGUGAUCGCUUUCUUCUCCCUAUGGGAGAUCAGGAGUCUGUCAGUUUGUAGUCUGCAUGUGCAGGUGUGUGUGUCUGUGUGUGUGACUGUGAGGGUAACUUCUUCGUAUGCAUGCUUGUGUCUUCUAUGCGAUACUGGGAGGUUGUUGUUUUAAUUGUGUGUCUGUGUAAGGGAUGGUGUGUGUGUGUGUGUCGUCUCCACUGUAUUCCAGUUGUUUGUCUGCAUGGCUCCACGUAUUCCUGUGUUGUUCUGCUGUGGGCUGAUGCAUGGCGGCAUGGGCGUGCAGUCCGACUGCAGGACCUCUGACGCUUUGACACCGGAUGUUGCACAAUGCACUCGAUGUACCUUUCCAGUCCUGUACACCUGUUAUGGUCUCUAAUUUCUGAAGAGGUGGAAUCGUGUUUGUUUCUUUUCUUCAUGUCGUGUUUCUCUGCAUAUCUUUUCCUUCUCUCUGCUCGUCUUUAGCGUAAAAACUUCAUUUAUAGUCAGUUUUUGUCCAAAUUCUCCAGCCAGCAGAAUGUUGAUCGCCGCCGUGGCAGACGGCUGGGACUGUUGUUGACUGUGAAGGUGGCCUGCAUGAAUGGAAACCUAAAACUGUUUCAGAACGCGUGAACUUUCAUUUCCCUCAAGUGUUGGUUGCUUCACUAAGGAGGAAAGAAAAAUGCAACUUUUUACUUUUUAACCUGUGGCUUCUUCUGCCAUCAUUCUGUUCUGUGAUUUUUCUGCAUGUUGGGACUGCAAACUUAUAGGUGUUGUCUAUUACCGCCAUGAGGGACUACUGAAAUAAACUCUUCAAUCAACGAGAAA
This is a messenger RNA of Oryzias latipes (Japanese medaka), 5916 nucleotides long. NCBI's taxonomy places the organism in Eukaryota, Metazoa, Chordata, Actinopteri, Beloniformes, Adrianichthyidae. The record is from RefSeq and is a predicted model, not a curated record.